AUGACGACAUCACCGAGCCGGAGGCUCAUCGGCCUUUCGACCAAGAUGUACUUCCCGCUCCAGCGCACGCUAGACUUCAUCGCCACAGUUCAGACACAGCUAGCAGCUCUGCCUCCUAAAUCUCUAGAGAACGUCGACAUCUUCAUUAUCCCCGACUUCAUCUCCAUCCACCCUGUCAGCGAAGCGCUCAAAUCUUCAGCUGUACCUAUCCGGCUGGGCGCGCAAGACUGCCACUGGGACGACUUUGGAGCCUUCACUGGCGAGGUCAGUCCAGCCGUCCUGCGCGAAACCGGAGUCUCCAUCGUCGAGGUCGGGCACGCGGAGAGAAGAAGACUCUUUGUCGAGACCGACGAGAUUGUGGCCAAAAAGGCCGCAGCAGCGAGCAGGAACGGCAUGGCGCCCCUGAUCUGCAUCGGCGAGAAGACGAAGGGGGACUUGAGCGUCGCGCUGGGCGAGUGUCAAGUCCAGAUUGACCAGUCCCUGGCGGACGUGCCCGAGUCUGCCGAAGUCAUCAUCGCGUAUGAGCCGGUCUGGGCCAUUGGUGCAAGCGAGCCGGCCAGUGAGGGUCAUGUCAUCGAGGUGGUCAAGGGAAUCAGGGCUUUUGAGAGCGUCAAGAGGAGAACGGGAACGACGAGAGUCAUUUAUGGCGGCAGUGCUGGACCGGGUUUGUUUGAGAAGCUGGGCGAGGCUGUGGACGGCCUCUUUCUUGGGAGGUUCGGGCACGAUGUGCCGAGAUUCCUCACCACUGUAUCAGAAGUGGCUUCUUUCAAGGCUUAG
Messenger RNA from Colletotrichum orchidophilum, 777 nucleotides. Its product is annotated as triosephosphate isomerase. Gene Ontology annotation, biological process: glyceraldehyde-3-phosphate biosynthetic process; glycolytic process; glycerol catabolic process. Gene Ontology annotation, molecular function: triose-phosphate isomerase activity. The record is from RefSeq and is a predicted model, not a curated record. Bases 1 to 777 code for a protein of 258 amino acids. Gene Ontology annotation, cellular component: cytosol. NCBI's taxonomy places the organism in Eukaryota, Fungi, Ascomycota, Sordariomycetes, Glomerellales, Glomerellaceae. The transcript has a single exon.